This is a messenger RNA of Carassius auratus (goldfish), 993 nucleotides long. RefSeq names its product cellular tumor antigen p53-like. Gene Ontology annotation, cellular component: nucleus. Lineage: Eukaryota; Metazoa; Chordata; Actinopteri; Cypriniformes; Cyprinidae. The transcript is spliced from 4 exons. Bases 344 to 784 code for a protein of 146 amino acids. Gene Ontology annotation, biological process: regulation of DNA-templated transcription. Gene Ontology annotation, molecular function: DNA binding; DNA-binding transcription factor activity. The record is from RefSeq and is a predicted model, not a curated record.
UCACACGUGACUGUGGUCUUCGCCUUUUCACGUUGAUGAAUAGGAAGCGGCUGAAGUCUGUGUGAACUGUAAACUAUUUCUUAUCUAAAACAACACGUUUCUUUCAAGAUCCGAGAUAGGCAAGUGUGUAGAUAUCUGGAAAGUGAGUUUCACUGAGAGAGAGGCAAGGUAUUGAUCCAGAUCAAUACGGUGAUUGAUUAACACGUACGUUUGAAAGUCAUCUUUAUGUAAGCUAACGUUAUCUAACGAACAACAAAACAUUUCCCUUUUCUUAACUCGUGACGACCGUUUGUCUCCCAGUGCCCUCUAUUGACCCGUGAAGCAGGCCGGAGGUAGUGAGGCCAUGGGUGAUAAGGAACUGCUAGAGUUGCCCGUGAGCCAGGGCAAAUUUGAGCAGAUUUGGGGGGACCUAGGAUUUGGUGAGCUGAUCAAGGAGCUGCCUCGUACAAACAGUGAUGCUUGGCUUACCGCUGCAUUGCCCGAUGGCCAUUUUACAGAUGGCUUUGACCUGGAUCUCCCAGAGAACAAGGAUGCUGCUGUUCCUGCAACUGAUGUAGCCCCAGUUGUGGACAGCCUCCCACCUCCUGCCACUGUAAUGCCCUCAACCACAAACUAUCCUGGAGAAUAUGACUUCCAGUUACGCUUUAAUCAGUCCAGCACUACAAAGUCGGCCACAUCUACAGUAAGUGAUGAGCAAAAUAUUUUGAAUAUCCAGUUUUUUUUUUCUCCUGCUUUUUCCCCAGAUCUGCAUACGUUUAUCAACCAGUCUAGUAGUUUUCACUAAAUUUAUAUGGUGUGUGUUACUGACCAUAAUGGAACAUAUAAUUUGGGUUAAUAUUUAGCAAUUUUUUAAAUAAUUUUAGGAAUAGGCAAAUAAAUAAGAAGGCAGGUGAGAGUUGUAGGUAUUCCACUGAUUUAAAUGAUCCAUGGAUAAUUUACAUUACAUUUAUUCAUUUAGCAGACGCUUUUAUCCAAAGCGACUUACAGAUGAAG